Molecule: messenger RNA, 668 nt
Organism: Papaver somniferum (opium poppy)
Lineage: Eukaryota; Viridiplantae; Streptophyta; Magnoliopsida; Ranunculales; Papaveraceae
Exons: 2
Coding region: 13-633 (206 amino acids)
Source: RefSeq, a predicted model, not a curated record
AACGAAAUAACCAUGGGUUCUUCGCAACUAUUUCCAUCUGUCUUGUGUCUGAUCAUCAUAACAUUUUCCUCCACCAACAUUGCGGUAGCGCGUUCUCAUUUUGGGAAAGCAGUUCAAGAUUCAGGUACAAGCUGUCCUAUCACGGAUACAAACAGUACUACUACUACAGGUACGAACUGUCCUAUAAUUCCCACAACCGAUACAAACAGUACUAGUGCUCCUAAUACAACUCCAACUUCCGAUACCAAUAGUAGUACUACUACUCCUAAUACAACUCCAACUUCCGAUACCAACAGUACCACUACUACUACUACUACUCCUGAAACAAUUCCACCUACCGAAACAAACAGUACCGCUACUAUUCCAACUCCUACCGAAACUUUCCCAUGUCUGUCGAAGAAAAAGAUUUCUUCCAUUAAUUGCUUAACGAUGGCACAAGGAUAUUCUACCGACUGUGUAGCGCUCCCAAAUGUUGAUUCCGUUUCAUGUAGCCUACCUGCAAUGCCUUGUCUUUCACUUUCAGAUAUUAGGAAGCUUCCUUGUAUGCCACCUCAAGAUUCAUCAAGCGGUUCUUGUAUUUCACUUACGAAUGUCCCCAACGUUUGUUCACCAAAUAAUAUGCCAACACGUUAAGCACGUAUACCACCACUACUGCUGCAGCAGCAACA